This is a messenger RNA of Armigeres subalbatus, 2910 nucleotides long. RefSeq lists its product as uncharacterized. NCBI's taxonomy places the organism in Eukaryota, Metazoa, Arthropoda, Insecta, Diptera, Culicidae. Gene Ontology annotation, molecular function: nucleic acid binding. The record is from RefSeq and is a predicted model, not a curated record. The coding region runs from base 1 to 2910 and encodes 969 amino acids. Gene Ontology annotation, biological process: DNA integration. The transcript has a single exon.
AUGGCAAAGGGUCGUUUGAAAAGUCUGGAAAGGCGCAUGGAACGUCACCCAGAACUUUCCCUAAAUGUACAGCAACAGAUAGCGGCUUACAUAGAAAAGGGAUAUGCGCACAAAGCGACGUCUGAAGAACUUCGACGAACAGACCCCCGACACGUGUGGUAUCUUCCACUGGGUGUGGUAACUAGUCCAAAAAAUCCUGGAAAACUUAGACUGAUUUGGGAUGCCGCAGCAAAGGCGCAAGGUGUUUGCAUCAAUGACAUGCUACUCAAAGGACCCGAUCUGCACGUGUCGUUGAUAGCAGUAAUCCUUAGAUUCCGGGAACGCAGUAUCGCAGUUUGUGGUGACAUCUGCGAAAUGUUCCACCAAAUCGUGAUUCGACCAGCUGAUAAACAAUACCAACGUUUUUUGUGGAGAAACAAUCCUGCCGAAGAAAUCGGCAUAUACAUAAUGGAUGUCGCCACGUUCGGUGCCACAUGUUCACCCUGUUCGGCACAGUUUAUUAAAAACAGAAAUGUUGAAGAACAUGUCGCGGCCUACCCACGAGCUGCCAAAGCUAUUAUUGAAAACCACUAUGUGGAUGAUUUUCUUGAUAGCACAGAUACGGUGAAGGAAGCAAUUCAGCUCGUAGAUCAAGUCAAAACUAUACAUGCAGCCGCUGGGUUCGAAGUAAAGAAGUUCAAAUCGAAUUCACCGGAGGUUCUACAUGCAAUCGGAGAAACAGGUGUUUCGUCUGGAAAGCCAAUCAACUGCGACAAGCAUAUGACGGCCGAUCGAGUAUUGGGAUUGGUAUGGGAUCCAGUAAAUGACAUAUUCACAUUCGACGUAUCAUGUCUAAACAACCAAAUGCUGAUUAGUGGGUGUAUAACGCCAACGAAGAGGCAGGUGCUUCAGCUAGUUAUGAGAUUAUUCGACCCGCUAGGAUUUAUUUCCCAUUAUACCAUCCACGGAAAAGUUAUUAUGCAGGAAAUCUGGAGAAGUGGUGCUAACUGGGACGAUCCUAUCCCCGAACAUCUGCUAGAUAUGUGGUACCGUUGGUUGGAACUGCUAACACACAUCAAUGAAGUACGGGUGCCACGGUGCUACUUCGGCGAUAUGCCAUCCAAUGCCCUAAGAGAACUUCAGGUGCAUAUGUUCGUGGAUGCAAGCGAAUCCGCCUAUGCCUGUGCCGCCUAUGUCGUAUUAGAUUGUAUCGGAGGGCGACGAUGCACGUUAAUAGCUUCCAAAACUAAAGUGUCGCCACUUAAACCACUCUCAAUCCCUCGAUUGGAACUGCAAGCGGCUAUGAUGGGAACCCGCCUUAUGCAAUCCAUCUGCUCAUCAAUGACGCUCCCGAUAGACAAGAGAUUCUUUUGGACGGAUUCGAGCACUGUGCUGGCCUGGCUUCGUUCAGAUAGCCGAAAAUAUCAUCAAUUUGUCGGAUUUCGCGUUGGACAAAUACUCUCGUCUAGUAACAUCGAUGAAUGGAGGUAUGUACCCACCUGUCUAAAUGUCGCUGAUGAGGCCACGAAAUGGAAUUCUGGGCCAACAUUCCACGCCGGCAAUCGCUGGUUCUCCGGGCCGGAGUUCCUGUUGAAAAAUGAGAAGGACUGGCCUACUGAUACUGUUCAUUCUAAUAAGAGUACUACUUUGGAGGAACUACGUCCUGUGUUCCUGCACCACUGUACCGUAAUGCCACAACUCAUUGAUGUGUCCCGGUUUUCUAACUGGAAUCGGCUGUUAAGAGCUACUGCAAACGUGCAUCGUGCAAUUAGUAUUCUGCAAAAGAAGUUAACCUACAACGAAAGAUGUUCAGUAUUGCAUACACGUGAAAUUCAAGCAGCUGAAAGUACGCUAUUACGACAAGCGCAGGCUCAAAUCUAUACCGACGAAUUGGCUAUAAUGAUGAAUGACGGGACAAUUAGUAAAUCUAGUCCCCUCUAUCGUUUGAAUCCCUUUCUCGAUGCAGAUGGUGUUAUCCGGAUGGGAAGUCGAAUAGAAGCUGCUCCAGAGGCGUCAUAUUCUGCUAAAUUUCCUGUAAUUUUGCAUAAGCAACAUCCCAUCACUAUACUUAUCACGGAUAGCUCCCAUCGACGCCUACUUCACGGAAAUAACGAAACUGUGCACAAUGAAAUGCGACAGUCAUUUUACAUAGCUGGACUUCGAAAUCUAAUCAAGAAAAUAACAAGAAACUGUCAACGGUGCAAGGUGAGAAAUGCAACUCCGAGGGCACCAAUGAUGGCGCCACUGCCUAAAAUACGGCUCACACCUUUUAUACGUGCGUUUACAUUUGUUGGUGUGGAUUACUUUGGGCCACUAGAAGUAAAGGUAGGACGAAGUGUUGUGAAACGGUGGAUAGCCCUUUUUACGUGCCUCACAGUGAGGGCCGUUCACUUGGAGAUUACACAUAGCCUCUCUACACAGUCGUGCAUUAUGGCAUUCAGAAGAUUCAUUGCACGUAGGGGUGCACCAGUUGAAGUGUAUUCCGAUAAUGGUACCAACUUUGUUGGAGCCAAUCGCCAGCUAACGGAGGAACAACAGAUAAUGCAACACAAUAACCGUGAGUGCGCUACUACUUUCACGAAUGCAUACACCACCUGGCACUUCAAUGUUCCAGCUGCUCCACAUAUGGGUGGACUGUGGGAGCGCUUGGUGAGGUCCGUGAAAACGGCUAUGAAGGUAAUAUCUGACAACACAGUAUACGGCAGUGACGAGAUUCUGGAGACGAUACUUUUGGAGGCAGAGGGGGUUAUCAACUCAAGACCCCUGACGUACGUGCCAUUGGACGACGCAGAUGAUGAGGCUCUAACGCCAAAUCAUUUUCUUUUGUAUGGAUCAAGUGGAAUAAAUCAACCGGAAACAGCUCUGGUAGAUGAGAACAGUAUCCUACGAGAUCGCUACAAACUCACGCAGAAUAUGGUGGAUAAAUUUUAG